GUCUACUGUACUUUACUCGUACCGCUCACCCCAUCAAUCGCGAUUCAGCGUUGGCCGAACAUGGCACCUACACUCUUUACUGUGACAUUCCUUUCACUGGCUUUGACCUCGCUGGCCGAGGCGUACAAUGUUCUCCACACCGUGGAAAAUGCUACUGGCACUUUGUGAGUUUGUAGCUAUGGCAUGAUCGGUGCAAUGCAUCAUGCUUACCAGGAAAGUUAUUAUGAUUAUGUCAUGGUUAUAGGAGGCACCUGUGUACUUUGUUCAUUUAGUAGAUUAGUUGUGUGUUUCGUGGACCGUGCUCUCCGUAGAUACACUUAGCAGAGUUGUCUUUCAUAGUUCUUCUUCUUUGUAUGCGACAAUAACGAAAAGGUUUUUGCCCCUUAUAUCAAAACUCUCUUCAGCACGGCAAGGGCAUUCCCCAAGCGUGACAGAUUAUGGGUACGAGUCCACCGGGGAUCGCUGUGCUGGGCGGGGUUCUGGUGCAGGGAUGCUCUCUUCGGUACCUCAUUGUGAAAACAAUGGCCCGUCAUACUCAGACUUGGGUACGAAUCGAAUAGUGGCAAUGAAUCGAUCGAUGGUGAAUGGCGAUUUGAGCGCAUGGUGCGGCAAAGAAGUGAAAGUCUUUCUAGGUGAUGGAACCGAAGUCGAGUACGACGAACCGCUCGUCUUAUGGGACGUUUGUGAAGCCGCCGAGACAGCACCUAUCAUCGACUUUAGCGUCGAUUUUUACCUCAAUCUCAUGGAAAACGGAGACUGCAUGUCCAAUAACGGUAACAACCCCGCUGGUUUGAAGAUCCAGAUUGUCGACAACCAGAUUUGGGCGCCCGCUCCGGGAUCAAAUUCCUAUUCCCCCACAGCCGCUUCAACCAUCUACUCGGGUGGUGGUUACAACGGAAUCAAUCCUAAGAACACUGAGAUUCCAGCAUGGGGCGAUGGAAAGGGGGUCGACAAGGCGGGACAGAGACCCUUGACGGUCGCAACGGCUGCUGCGACCACUAUCGAAACGACCUCAGCUGGAGCAGUAUCCAAUGAGCAAGUAGCAAGUUCGGGGGCAGUACAAACAUCUACGGGUGCUUUAGGAGCUGUUCAAACUUCUACGGCCCUGGAUGGUACAUGCACCAAAGGCGAGCAGAAGUGCGAGAACAACCAGCUCUUUAUCUGCAAUUACAUCUCCAAUAGCGCUGAUGGGCUGACAUGGGCAUUACAGAGUGAAUGUCCAGGUGGAUGUGAUACAUCUUCACAAAAUAUCUGUAAAUCGCAAAGGAAGAGAAGAGGUUUGGUUUGAAAAUGGGCAUAACGACUCAAUCUAUGCCUCUUUUGUAAUGAGUCUAGUAGAUUGUGCCCAGUAUGCACGUACCACGCUGCC
Messenger RNA from Cryptococcus amylolentus CBS 6039, 1369 nucleotides. RefSeq lists its product as hypothetical. The transcript has 5 exons. The coding region runs from base 491 to 1288 and encodes 265 amino acids. The record is from RefSeq and is a predicted model, not a curated record. Lineage: Eukaryota; Fungi; Basidiomycota; Tremellomycetes; Tremellales; Cryptococcaceae.